Messenger RNA from Cyprinus carpio (common carp), 3818 nucleotides. RefSeq lists its product as uncharacterized. The coding region runs from base 93 to 3413 and encodes 1106 amino acids. The transcript has 8 exons. NCBI's taxonomy places the organism in Eukaryota, Metazoa, Chordata, Actinopteri, Cypriniformes, Cyprinidae. The record is from RefSeq and is a predicted model, not a curated record.
UUAAAAUAUUUUUUGUUUACAAUACAGAAUUAUGUCACAACAUGCCUCAAGCGGGAUGCAUUCUUUGAGUGCACCUCUUCAAAACCUGAAGGAUGUCCAAAGAGGCCUGUGCAGGUCCGUCUCCAUCAGUGGAAACGGCCAAGACACCAGACCUUUCACAUCAUCAGCCACCAGCUGAGCUUCCAAGUCACUGGAAAGAUCAUCUUCCACCUUUUCAGCAUGAGUGGAUCCGGAACACACUAUUUAAGGCCAAUCCACGAACCGGCAAGCCAGAACUAGUGUCCCAGCUGAAGCUUUGGUGGUAUCCUCCUCAGCCCCCUUUAAUUAACACUCAGCCCCCCGCCUCACCCGACCUCUUCUUCUGUCGGCCCCUUUUCUUAUGGAUGCCGCUGAAGAUGUGGUUAUUUCCUCUUGUCUGUGGUCGCCCAGACUGUGGUAAGCACAGACUAACAGCGGCAGGACUUUACCGUACCGUGCGUAAGGUCUUGGACAUCGAUGGGUGGUAUGACCUUGCCACUGAGUAUCUGGAGUGCAAACGCUGCAAAAAGAAAUAUCCUGCCUGGUCCGAGGACAUCCUAGGACAGCUGGAUAUGGGCCACCGCAGUCAGUUUCCAGCUUUGCUGACAUACAGAUACUCAUGUGACAACCGGGUGCUGAGGAUGAUGAGGGAGAGGACACUGGGCAACAGUGUGACUCAGCUUUACAAGAAGCUGAUGGAACAGCACAGUGAGGCAUGGACACAGCGUGUCUUGCAGUACCUGACUGCCUGCGAACCAUUCACAAGGUCCUCCCUUGUGCAGCCUCCUGUGUUUCCCGAUCCUCCCCUUUUACCUGCCCUGCCUAAACCUAAGUGGCUGUUAGCUGUGUACGCCAGGGAUGUUCUGGGGCGACUGCACGAGGUCAAGGCCAAAAUUACAUCUGUCUUUGGCUGUGUUCUCAAGAUGGAUUCGACAAAAAAGGUCACAAAGAAACUUGCCGGUGCUGCUUCAGGAACAGCUGCUUGGUGCACAAAUGUGGGAAACGAACACGGCCAGGUCCUUGUCUCUGUUCUGACAGCCGCUGAGGGACAUGGACUGGACCCCAUGGCAGCUGGCCUGAUGAAACGCUACCGGGAGGCAGGAGAGGCAGCCCCAAAAGUGAUGUACGUGGACAGAGACUGCUGCAGUCAGCACGGCCAAUCUCGGGUGAAGAUCAUGUUUUCGGAGUGGGAUGAGCUUGUAGUGCGCCUCGACAUCUGGCACUUCAUGCGGCGAUUUGCUGCAGGUGUCACGACAGAGGCUCAUCCGCUCUACGGGAUCUUCAUGGCACGUCUGUCCACGUGCAUCUUUCAGUGGGAUCCAGAGGAUGUGGCUGCUCUUCGCUCUGCAAAAGAGGGUGACCUGGCGGCAAAGAAUACUGGCCACAUCUCAGGAAAGGCAGUCAGUGCGCGCAUUACCCGGAGGGAGUUGGCACUGCACUGCCGGAGGAGGACCAGGGGGGUGGAGGAGACCACCAGACUGAUUGGAUCACUGAUUGAUCAGUUUGACAGUGCGGAUGGGAAGGACACCCUGGGAGUUCCUCUGCUGGACCAUGAACGGAUCCAGCAGAUAUGGAAGGAACAGCGGAAGCACAUACAGUGUAUCCAAGACCCAGAGAACUUUCCGCUCUACAUGAAGACAGGGACACUGAAGAAAGGCGGUGUGGAGCUGUGCUGCUACAGGUGUGCUCGUGGCUCUACCUCCUUGGAGUCAUUCCACCUCCACCUGAACCGUUUUAUUCCAGGAACCAGUGCCAGCGAUGCGCAUUUUCAGGCCUAUCUCCUUGAGGGCUUGAUGCGUUGGAAUGAUGACCGAAUGGAAGACGUCAUAAAAGGAGCGUCCUCCAUCCGGUCAUAUGGCAGUGCCAUGAAAGAGGCUGUGGACCAGCUUAGCCGAACAGUCCUUGGGAAGCCCUGGGAUGAGCGCUAUCGCCCUCCUGGAGCAUAUACAGGUGAAUUGCUGGGAAUGGAGUACCUUUACAGCCAGACUGGCAAAACACUAACUCCAGUGCUCCAGAACCCAGAGGAGGAAGACCGGCUGGUGGAGGAGGUUGAUGAUCAGGACCUGCAAGAUGAGGGGUUUGAGGAAGCGAGCAUGGAGGACAUCACAGUUCCAGUGCUGUAUGAGGAUGACCCCUGCCGUGAUCUCGGAAACAGCCCCUCAUCUUUGCCUCUGCCUCAGUCCCCAGCAUCACUGGCUGAUGUGUCACUGGCUGAGCCGUCCACAUCAUCUGGAGGAGAAGGACAGCAUCUUGCCCCUGCCUCUUCAGUGUUGUCACAGCCAUCUGACACUGGAGGCAGUGUCUCCGGCGAGACUCAGGGAGCAGUCAUUGGACCUGAUGGCAUCGCUGGGUGGGACAAGGUCCAGGAUCUGGCUGGUUACCUGGUGGGUCUUCGUGAGGCUCCUUACCUCACUGACCUGCAGGUGACAGAGGUCAUCCAGCUGUGGACAGCUCUCCCUGACGUUGAUAAACAGCGGGUCAACUAUCAGCCUCGACAUCAGCCUCAGCUGACACAUGGGCGCUUUAAGGCACCAAAGCGGUCCGGAGUCACACCGGGUGUGGAGAGUGUGAAACGGUGUCUGAUUGGACAUCCUGGGGGUCCAGCACAGUGGCCCAGCACCAGCCGCUUGGUUGAGGCCAUUUGUAUGAAGCUGUGUGCUUUACACAAGUCGCCGACCAAGAAGGCUGGAGUUUGCACCCCCAGGUGGUCUAAAAUCCUUUCAGAUUACCACCACAUACGAGAGCUGGUGCUUAACAGUCGAAGGCUGAUGGAUGAAACAAUGAUCCAGCUGUUUGAGCUAAACCAGCGGACACUCAUUCAGUGGUUUCAACGGCAGCAGAAGAAUCAGGAAAUGAGUGUCCUCGCCCAGGGACUGACUCCACCUGACCCAAUUGAUGUGGCUGAUACGCAGCUUCCUCCGCCGAGGAAAAAAUUGGAUGACGUGCCAUCAACAUCAGGCCCAAAACAUCAAUUUAUCCUUCCGCCAAAUCGAGAAGGACAGGCUCCUCUUCUGCGACCAGGUCGACGGCCCGCUGCUGCCACCAGGGAGUGCCCCAUCACACCUGCCCCCACAGCAGCAGGAGUUGUGCAGCCCAUUUCAGCACCUGGGUCACUGUUAGGCACACUAGUCCUUAACCCAGACAUGACUGUGUCAAUGGUGAUUCCAUCUUCUGGUGCUUCGACAUCCGGUGCAGGCCCAGCUCCACCUGCUCCUGUGUCUGCUGCUCCUUGUCUGCUGCUUGUGUCUGCUGCUCCUGUGUCUGCUGGUCCUGUGUCUGCUGGUCCUGUGUCUGCUGCUCCUGUGUCUGCUGCUCCUGUGUCUGCUGCUCCUGUGUCCCGUUACACCGAGAGGAACAGGCGCCGACGGGCCCUGGACGGAAAGCGGAGUCCGUAAGAGGAAGUAUGUGCGAGGGGUUACUUUUAACACGUGCAGCAAAUGUGGGCAGCCCAAAACUAAAGAGUUUGGUCAUAGCCGAUAUGGUAAUGCCACAUUUUGCUCACGUGCAUCAAAUGGAAAAUCUUUAGAUGACUGGUUGGCAGAACAGCGCCAGCAAAAUAAAUGAAAAACUCUGCCUCCUCAGUAAAUAAUAUGUUUCCUGUAUACAUUUUGUAUAUAUAACAUGGUCACACUCUUUUCAUAUUGUUUUUUUUUAUAUAUAUAUAAGUACAUAAUAUCUUUCCUGUAUAUAUUUUGUAUAUAGUACAUGGUCCCACUCUUUUCAUAUUGUCCUUUUUAUAUAUUGUGUGUGUGUGUGUGUGUGUGUGUUCAUUUUAAUAAAACAUUUUUGUAUAUAUUACA